CAAAUGAAACAGACAUGUACAGUAACACACAACCUGGUUUAUAAUUAGGGUUGCUCUGAAAGACAAGUGCUCGGUGUAGAUGGCAGUUUUUACCCCGCCUACAAAAAUACCGAUACCUUUUUCACUUUUAAUUAGAGUGUUUAAUAAGUUUUAAUUAGCAACCCCGCUUCUCCCUCUAUCGGAGAAUUAAAGAAAUACACGAGAUAUAAAGGGGGAACAACUUCGUACGGAGUACAACGGACAUCAAUUAACGAGUUCGUUAUAAUUGCUUAAUCGGUUAUUCCCUGAUUCCGUGUGAGGAACGAGACUAUCACUGGACAUUGGCACCAAAGCAUUGUUUCCAUCAGAGAACAUCGUCAAUAUUCAUCACUUUUUGAAAACUGAAAGAAAAUGUUAUACAGAACAGAUUGAAGAACUCCAAAGAAUUCCAGUGAAAUAUUUCUUCUCGGCUGAGAUUGAUAGAAACAUUUCUCUUGUGAAAUUUUUGAAAUGUCUACAAGACUAUUUUGUACUGAAAUUAAACUUGGAUAAUUUUAAAAGGAAUCUCAGAGUAUUUUCAGACACCAAGAAGGAUUACAGUUGAUGGAAAGAAAGCAGUAGCAAUAUUUAUUAGGAAUAAUCUGUAGGACAAGAACAAAAACUGUGUCCACAUGUGUUGUGGUGAUUGAAGUAAGAUAAGGGACAAACGGAUUAUAUAGGAUUAGUUGAAGAGGACAUUUUUAUUCUGAAGAGAUGUCACAAGAGAAACCACAAUCAGCUUUUCAGUGUGAUAUCUGUGAAAAGAUUUUCACUCAGAAAUGUAAUUUGACCACUCACAGGCGUAUUCAUACAGGAGAGAAGCCAUUUCAGUGUGAUAUCUGUGGUAAAUCAUUCCCUCGAAAUAGCCAUUUAGCUGUUCACAGACAUAUUCAUACAGGGGAGAAGCCAUAUCACUGUGAUGUUUGUGGCAAAACAUUCUCUCAGGUAACUGCCUUAACUGUACACAAACGUAUUCAUACAGGGGAGAAGCCAUAUCAUUGUGAUAUCUGUGGUAAAUCAUUCUCUUAUAGUAGUGAUUUAACUGUACACAAACGAAUUCAUACAGGAGAGAAGCCAUAUCAUUGUGAGGUCUGUGGUAAAUCAUUCUCUGGAAGUAGUUAUCUAACAGUACAUAAACGUAUUCAUGCAAGAGAAAAGCCAUUUCACUGCGAUAUUUGUGGUAAAUCAUUCUCUUUUAAUAAUGGCUUCAUUAAUCAUAGUCGUAUUCAUUCAGGAGAAAAACCCUUUCGCUGUGAUAUCUGUGGCAGAUCGUUCUCCCUGAGUAGCAGCUUAACUACUCACAAACGUAUUCACACAGGAGAGAGGCCAUUUCACUGUGAAAUCUGUGGUAAAUCAUUCUCUGCAAACAGUACCUUCAUUACACACAAGCGUAUUCAUACAGGAGAGAAACCCUAUCAGUGUGAUGUCUGUGAUAAAUCAUUCCCUUACAAUACUAGCUUAAUUGAUCACAAACGAACUCAUACAGGGGAAAAACCAUUUCACUGUGAUAUCUGUGGUAAAUCAUUCUCCUACAGACAUGUCUUGAUUAAUCAUAAACGUACUCAUACAGGAGAGAAGCCAUUUCGAUGUGAUAUCUGUGGUAGCUCAUUCUCUCAAAGUUUCCAAAUAAUUCAUCAUAAACGUAUUCACACAGGAGAGAAGCCAUUUCACUGUGAUUUCUGUGGUAAAUCAUUCUCUCAAAACUCAAACUUAACUAAACAUAUGGCUAUCCAUACAAAAGUGUGACUAUGUUAGCAUGAAAAUUCAUUGCAACACUUUAACAUCUUUUCUCAAAUAAAUCACAAUUUAGUCCUGUGGUCUUAACAGUAAUUUGUAAAGCCUUCACUCUGAUCAUACUUAUCAUGGUUCUUUUUCCGACCACAUUCUCUAUUUCUAGCCCUUUUGAAAGCCUUUACAACAUACAGAGUUGUGAUGUUCUGUUUAUAUCCAGUUUUAUUCCAGUUUAUACUGUCAAAAUUGGUUCUAGAAGUCUUUGCUUUAUAUAACCAUAAAUAGAAAUCAUCAUCAUCAUCAUUAUUUAACGUCCGCUUUCUUUUGCUGGCAUGGGUUGGACGAUUUGACUGAGGACUGCCUGCACCAGGAUCCAA
Messenger RNA from Octopus sinensis (East Asian common octopus), 2126 nucleotides. Its product is annotated as zinc finger protein 737-like. NCBI's taxonomy places the organism in Eukaryota, Metazoa, Mollusca, Cephalopoda, Octopoda, Octopodidae. The transcript has 3 exons. Bases 733 to 1764 code for a protein of 343 amino acids. The record is from RefSeq and is a predicted model, not a curated record.